Molecule: messenger RNA, 1506 nt
Organism: Rosa chinensis
Lineage: Eukaryota; Viridiplantae; Streptophyta; Magnoliopsida; Rosales; Rosaceae
Exons: 2
Coding region: 278-778 (166 amino acids)
Source: RefSeq, a predicted model, not a curated record
ACAUAGCCUGUUGGGAUUUGCGUUGACUGUCCAACACCCUUCGAAUAAGAACAGAAAAGUUGCGGUGAAGUGAGAUUUGGAUAUGUGUGUCCGGAAAGCGGCCAUUGUAUCCAGACGUUUCAGUUUCUUGGGUCUCAGUAAUAAUCUCGCAUUGAUUCUUUGUUGGAAAGGCUCUUGAGUUGGUUGUAACAUCUCUUUCAACAAGAUUCUAGUCACUAAGAAACCCCCUGCUCCGAGUUGUCUGCCUGCUUGGACCUUCGAUUGAGACUAGACGAAGAUGGUUCAGAAGCUUGAAGCUAUAAAGGGUGGUGGAGGAUCCAUCAGGGUAGGGGCCACCGGGACAGUCAGUUCCCUAAUGACAAGAGAACUAGACUCCAUCAAGGUUGAACCUCCGAUGCCUAUAGCUUCUUCCCGAAUUAAACAUCAAACAGCUCCUGUUUCUGUUCCAUGUGGUGUUCCUACUCCAAAAAAGCUACCAAGGAAGUCAUCUGACGAAGCCAGCAGCAGUGGAAGCAGCAACCACAUGAAUCAGAGACACCCUGACAUUCCCCAGAAACUGAAAACUCAUCUGAAAACUACUAGUCAAAUUCCGAUGCUUGACUCUCAUAAUAUUGGUAUGGAUAAAACUCCUAUUAGGCAGAAAGCUAACAAGAAAGGACCUAAUAUCGUUGAAGUUGUGGACAUCAAAUGUGGGGGCUCGGGUAGAGCGUGGGCUGGCCCUGUAACGAAUCGGCUCAAGAAGCUGAGCUUCUCAAAGCUCUCUGAGAGUGUUGUCUAACCUGGUAAUUUCUUCACAUCAGAUCUUAGAUUCCUGUAACUGUAUACAGAAAUUCCAAUUGGCCGAUUGUUGUCUGCAACGUCCACCAUAGAACAUAUGCUUGGUAGGAGCCCGGUGCCUCUCUUUUUCUUCUUUUGUGUUUUUACCACUGAGUCAAAAGUGGGUCUCAAAUGACUACUUGAGGAAACAAUACUUGUAAUUGGGGGCUGAGGCUUAUGUGAGCUACAUUCACUGCUUAAUUCGAGCUGGUUGAAGUACUCGAUUUCUCUCAUUAUGAGGGAUCCAACUGUGCCUUUGGUGCCUACUUCAGCAGGAGCAUAUGCCGCCAUUUUUGCAGCAUCUCUUGUGGCAAUGGCUCUGGUUUUAUACAUCUUCUGGUCUGCUCGAAGGGAGUUGGCGGCUUGAGGCUGAAGAGAAGUGGUUUUCCGUCCAGUCUUGGUGGGGAAAUUGCUUUGUCUUUGGGACAUUUGGUCUUAAGCUUUGGUCACUCACAAGGUUUCUUUACCUUAUAUUCUAUCUAAAGUGAACUGAACUUGUAGAGUAGGUGGUGAUAUUAUCACUGUAUUCAUGUGCUUGUAGUUAAAAAUUUAACUCACCUGCACCUCUUUAACCACUUGGGUUAUAUCAUUUACUUGUAAUUUGCCCUACUUGGAUUAAGACUGGGGCAUCCAAUCUUCUAUUUAGUUUGAUAUAUUAUUUGCACUGAUGAAACAUGGUGAUUUGGGUUA